AUGGACUCACACAAGCGCAAGCACGACGAUUCGGGUGACGAUCGCCCACAAAAACGACCGCUUCUGACCAGACCAGGCACGGCGCGCCCAAAGCGUCCUUGUAAGACAGAGCCUCCCAAGACAGAUCUGAGCACCAGACCUCCAAGUCCUCCACCAAAGGCCUUCGCGUUACUGCGCCUCCCGCAAAACGUUCAGAACAUCAUUUACGAAAUGGUGCUACGAGAUGUGACAUUCACGUAUCCGCCAUCGAGUCACUUGCUCCCAAAAGAGCCCCCUCUCGUCAUGACUUGCAGGCACAUCCACAACGAGAGUCUGGAGAUCUUCUACGCCAAUGCCUCAUUCGUUUUCGGUCAUUGCCGCCGGCUCGCACAGUGGAAAGCUCCACAGCAUCUUCGAAUCAUGGUGCAGCACAAGGUGAUCUACGACUUGGUCGAUUGGAAUAAGCCCGGUGCUCUUGCCUCGGACAAUUACGAGUCGGUCCCCUGGCGCUGCGGGCUGGGGCCGCUGAACGAGAGGACGACGACGCUGAAGUGGAAGUAUGGCCCGGGCCGGUAUCAGAUCAGGGUGUUAAAGCGCUACAAGAUCGGCAAGCUGAAGAGAUGUCAGCAGUGGACGCCAUCCUGGCCACAGCACUUGUUGACGAACACGACUUACUUCGGCAUUUGCAACAGCCAUCACUCAACGGUGGCAACCCUGCAAAAGGCGAAUGCAAGCGACGGAGUUGGUGAGAGCUAUGAGCUCAGCACAAGGUUUGCGCAUGCUGAUACGCUGUGA
Molecule: messenger RNA, 774 nt
Organism: Zymoseptoria tritici IPO323
Lineage: Eukaryota; Fungi; Ascomycota; Dothideomycetes; Mycosphaerellales; Mycosphaerellaceae
Exons: 2
Coding region: 1-774 (257 amino acids)
Source: RefSeq, a predicted model, not a curated record